Dermacentor silvarum is the source of this 2763-nucleotide messenger RNA. Its product is annotated as general transcription factor 3C polypeptide 3-like. Gene Ontology annotation, biological process: transcription by RNA polymerase III. Gene Ontology annotation, molecular function: protein binding. Lineage: Eukaryota; Metazoa; Arthropoda; Arachnida; Ixodida; Ixodidae. Gene Ontology annotation, cellular component: transcription factor TFIIIC complex. The record is from RefSeq and is a predicted model, not a curated record.
AUGACGGACGAGACGGACCCGUUCAAGGCCAUUCUUGGCCAAAUCACCGAUGAUCAGUGGGACGAAUACAGAGCCUUAGAGGGGAAUUUGCAGCAAGGUAGCCUGCUUCAUGAUGACAGCUCGCCGGAAAGCUCGGUUAGCGGCUACACGACGCCGGACAUAUCGGAGGACAGUGACGCUACUGACACGGACAGUGACGCGGCUGACACGGACGAUAUCGGAGGGCAGAACGAAAAGUUCGGUGCCAAGUGUACCGACGGAGAGAUCCCGUUCGACAAGUUGACAGGAUUCGUGGACUCCUCCUUUGCGUCAGAGGACGAAUACUCCGAAGAGGAUGAUUCGCUGGAGAACAACGUCAACGAGGAUCAGCUUCAGCAAAAGCGGGACGUUCCUAAACUGCCGCGCUAUCUUCAGGGACUAAUGGGCGAGGCGAACAAGUGCUUCGCGCGAGGCAGUCUCGAGGACGCUGUCAAGAUGUGCCUGGAGGUUGUGAGGCAGGCGCCCUCUUCGCCAAUGCCCUACCAGACCCUCGCCAUGGUCUACGAGGAACUGCACGAAUCCAGCCGGGCUCUGCAGUUCGCCCUGAUCGCGGCAUACUUGGGCCCGCAGGACGCGUACGAGUGGAGCCGGUUGGCGCAGCUUUGCCUGGAGCAGGGUCUCAUACAUAAAGCAGCUUCGUGCCUCGUCAAGGCGCUACGAGCAGACCCGCAUGACUUGGAUCUGCGGCGCCGGCUGUGUGCGCUGUACGAGCAGCUGGGCGACGAGCGCCAUGCUUUGGUCUCAUGCGCAGCCCUCGCCCGCCGAAUGCAGGAACCGGCCGAGUGCCUGCAGUUAUCGCGACACCUCGUGGCCGUCUACCGCGAGCGGGACAACCUGGCUGGAGCUGCUCGAGUGCUCCUAAACGUCGCCACUAAGUUCCCCACGCGUGUCUCUGAUGAAGAUAUCACCAUGCUGCUGGAGAUGCAACUGACGCUGAAAAUGCACUCGGAAGCCCUGCUAGUGCUUCACAACCACUGCGGAGUUGAGCUGCUGCCACGGCCUGAGGGGUACGAGAGGAUAUCCGCAGAGCUACUCACUGACUGCCUUGUCACUUUUGACAUAUGCCUAGUGCCAGUUGAGCUUCCCGUUGAGAUCACGACGAAGCUAGUGCUCUGUCUAAUACAUCUGGGUGCUCGGCACCUCGUGAUGGAUCUGGUGAGGAAGCUGCAGCACGAACUGAACCCCGAAGAGGAGGGUGGCUUUCUGCUGGACGUGGCGGAGGCCUUCAUGGAUGAGGGCUUCGAGCACGAUGCACGACCUCUUCUGCGCGUCCUUGUGCACACUCGCAACUAUGGGCUGGCGUCUGUUUGGUUCCGGUAUGCGGAAUGCCUGCAGCGACUGGGCGAAUAUGGUGAUGCAACCAAGGCGUACGAACGUACGUGCGAGCUGGAACCGCGCCACGCGCAGGCGCGCCUCUCCCUGGGCCAGUUGUUGGCCGCGCAGGGGCAUCGGCAACGGGCCAUCAACUGCCUCGCGACAGACGCACGACAUCUUCAUGACACCGACAACAGCACGCCGGAGCAGCAGCAGGAGUCGGCGUCCGUGCUGCUUUGUCGGGCGCACCUACUGUGGGAGUCCGGACCACGCGAGUCUUUCAUCGAGGCGGCUAUGAUGCUGGUGCAGGCGCACUGUUUGUCCGUCCGAACCUUCGAAGAAUACGACGCAGUGUACCUUAAUACCACUCACCUGGGUCGCAUGAAGGCAAUCCGCGAUCUGCAUGAGGAACGCGGAUUCACAACAGGCUGGCUUCCAAUGGAGAGUGGUGUUUCUUUCGACGAACUGCAGGCAUGUUUCCUCGAGCUGUACCGAGCACUGCACGAAAACGGCCGCAUGGACGAUCUCAGGCAAGUCACCACGGAAGUCCUCGUGUCACCCCUGUUCAACAGGGACGCAGCGAGCACUGAGGAGCUGGAGUUCCUGAGUUUUCUUGCCCACUACCAGGACCCGUACCAUGCAGCGCACAGCUUCCCCCUCGUGCGUGCCAUGGUGCUGAAGUAUCCAAAGCAAGUACGUGCGUGGAACUUGCUGGGCCUAGUGGCGAACCAGAUGCCGGCGUACCGCAAAAAGGCAUUCUACCUCCGGCUACUCUACAAGCACGAGAACAGCGUGCCGCUGAAGCUUCUUAACGGACACAACGCUUUUCUCUCGUCAAACUAUGGGCACGCUCUGGCGGAAUACACGCAGCUGCUGAAACAGGUUGGAGAGGAGGAACCAAUGCUGCUGUUGUGCGCCGGCAUCUCCCUAGUCCACCUGGCAACCCAGAGGGUUUCAGAGAACCAGCACUGGCUGGCCACUCAGGCGAUGGCUUUCUUGGGUCGCUACCUGGAUGCGCGGGGCAGCGGUUGCCAGGAGGCCCUAUUUAACGUAGGCCGCGCACUUCACGAGCUGGGCCUCCUGCACAUGGCGCUCCACAUGUACCAACGGGCACUCGCUGUACCACCGGCUGUGCAGGAGAUGCCAGAGGUGUUCGACCUGCGACGGGAGAUAGCCUUCAACGUGAGUCAGUUGUACCUGCUCGGAGGCAACACCGAACUGGCCCGCUGGUACAUCGACCGCUACUGCGUCGUUUGAAUCGGGCAGCGCUCGGCGGGCUAUAGAAUUGCUUGCAUUUACAAAAUUCAGACUAUCUCCUGCUUUGAACACUGAGUUUUGUGCACUUCCUACAUGACCACACUAUGUGAUCGCCAUCGAGAUGGCAGAUUUCUGCGGGUCGUGGUGAAGCCC